Messenger RNA from Trametes versicolor FP-101664 SS1, 192 nucleotides. RefSeq lists its product as uncharacterized. The annotation marks the transcript as partial. The record is from RefSeq and is a predicted model, not a curated record. Lineage: Eukaryota; Fungi; Basidiomycota; Agaricomycetes; Polyporales; Polyporaceae. The transcript has a single exon.
AUGCCCAAGCGAGCAAAGACACCGGAGAUGUUCGACGAUGCGAAGUACCUCACCGUCGUCGGUCCAUACCCUCCUCAUCCAAACAUGGAGCUCGCGCAACACCGCAUGGAGUUCUCGCGGUGGAUCGGAGCAUGCACGGGCCCUGAGUUCCUGCGUGCGUUCUACCACAAGCCCACGGUACGCCGAUGCAUC